Angiostrongylus costaricensis is the source of this 294-nucleotide messenger RNA. Lineage: Eukaryota; Metazoa; Nematoda; Chromadorea; Rhabditida; Metastrongylidae. The record is from the annotation of a GenBank genome assembly.
AUGAUACUUGCAACGCUCCUGUCGAAAACGAAAGAGGAUGGUCGAGUCGUCCUGAUUGCGGCGGUAGUUGUCGUGGUGGAGGGUAUUCUGAAUGCUGAUGAGACUGUAUUUUCUAGUGGUAUCUUCUUCUUUGACCUUAGCCAAAAAGACGAGAAGCGUUCAAUGAUUUUCUUCUUCUUCUUCUUCUAUCUUCAUCUUGUCAUGCAGUUUUGGUGCUAUAUCGGAAGCUGUUGUUUUGCUCAACGCUUUUGCAAGAACGAAGGACGUGACAAGUGCUUGAGUAAACAUGAGUAA